This is a messenger RNA of Schistosoma bovis, 3547 nucleotides long. The record is from the annotation of a GenBank genome assembly. NCBI's taxonomy places the organism in Eukaryota, Metazoa, Platyhelminthes, Trematoda, Strigeidida, Schistosomatidae.
AUGUCAACCUAUGCUUCACUAACAUGUCAAUAUCAGUUAGUAACGACAACAAAUACUCGUAAAUUAAGUAUUGGUCAUUUAUUUCAUUUAAUUUCAUUGGAUGAAGAUUCAAUUGGUGUGACAAGUUAUCGGGAAAUAGAUAAACUUAUUAAAAUCACUUAUUCAUAUGCAUUACAAGUUCCAGAUGCAAAAUCUUAUGUUUCAUUACACACUAAUUUUACAAGUGAUUCAACAGUUAUCUUAAAUUGGAAUUAUCUGGAUAAUUAUUUAUGUAAUCGUGGAAUUAGUGAUUCAUUUCGACUACUCCCGAAUCUCAAAUUUUGGCGAAGUCGUUUCUUUGUAAUACCGAUUUUCAGCAAUGAAACUCGGCGUUUAGCUGAAGCUAUCCGUGAUAAUCAUAUCACUGGUCAACGAAUUCAAUGUGAUGUUUAUGAAUCCGAUUAUGUAAAUAUAAAUCGUGAAAAAACUUGUGAAAAAUUUGUUCAUUUUAUUGAAUCAAUUAAUCGGAUACGACGUACACCCAUAACAAGUCGAAAGUUAAAUCGUCAAUCUACUAUAGAAAAAUCUGAUCUUCAUCGUGGUGCUACGACGACAACGACAACAACAACAACAACCAGUUUUAACGCAACUAUUUUAAGUGAUACAACUAUAAAUUCUUAUUGUAAAUCUAAAACUAAUCUAUUAACUACAGUCACUCAUACACGACCAUCGAUUAUUACAUCAAUUAACACAACUGGUUCUUUGAAUGAAACCAGUGACUAUAAUAUACAACUAAUUAAUCGAGGAAACGCAAUCAACAACUCAUCAAAUAUUGUUCAUAUAGAUAGUUUUUAUUCUACUACUUCAUUGCCUAAUAUCCCAGGAAUAUCAUAUCAAACUACUGAAGAUCAAUCAUUUUAUACAAAUCCUGGUCAAGUAACACAAAAUACUUCCAUUUUUAAUUCAAGUUUAUUUAAUUCUAAUACUAAUAUCACUUAUUAUUUAGUAGCGUUAAUGAUGGUUGAUAAUGACAAUGGUCUACCGUUCAUUUCAGCGACUACAACUGAUGCAUUUCCUAAUUAUACUUUUAUCUCUAUUGAUGCAGUCAAUUGGAUAAUUAAAUGGUUUCCUGAUAUUACAACUAUUGAACAAGCUAUUUUCUAUCUACAACAAAUGCUAGAAGCUGGUUGGAUAUGUCAUACUUCAGGGAAUUCAAAACAUGUAUUUAUUUAUGGAACAUAUUUUUAUACAUUACUUAUUCCUGAUAUAAAACAAUUAACAAAUACACAAAUUGAUACUUCACUUAAUCUAUCUACAUUAGAUAAUAGUGAAAUGAAUAUUCAAUCUGCUCCAGUUACACCGAUUCAAUUGAAUAUACCAAAUACAAAUUGUACAAGUUCACCUUCUUCCAACACUUCACAAUCAAUAUCUGGUUUAUCAUCAUCUUCAAUAUUUCCAUUGACUACAACCACAUUAACAACAACAUCAUUAAGUACAUCAAAUAAUUUAAUUAUAUCUUGUUACUCUUCUACAAACAAUACAAUAUCAAUAACAAAUUUACCGUAUACUAAUUCUUUGAAUGCUAAUUCGAACCUAUUGAAUAAUUUAUCUGCUUCUGCUAUUUCUACUAUCACUACUAAUACUAAUACUACCACUACUACUACUACUACUACUAAUAGUAAUAGUAUUAGUACCACUACCACCACCACUACUACUACUACUACUACUGCAACUACCUCGACUAUUAUAAGUAAUCCUAUCAAUACUAUUGUAUCACUAACUUCAAUUACAUCAUCUAAUUAUACAAAUACAAUUACUAAUACUUCAUUAUUAUCUCAUAUGAAUAUAUCAAAUCAUUUAUUCAAAACAUUAUCUAAUAUAGAUUUGAAUUUAUUACAACAAUUACCUAUACAAUUUCCUAAAGAUUAUUUACCAAAACUUUUAAAUGAUACAACAAAAUGGACUAGUGUAUUUCAAAAUGAAUGGGCUGAAAUAUCAAUUGUUCAUUAUGGUUCUAAUGAAUAUCAAAUGAAACAACAACAACACCACCACCACCAUCACCACCAGCAACAACACCAACGACAACGGAUUCUUGAUUCAAAGUAUAUCAACAGUAAUAUUGAUAAUAAUGAUAUAUUGAAUGAAAUGAAUGAUACUUCAACUAUAUCAUCUUCCUCUUUUUCUACUACAACUACAACAACACCAACAGCAACUACUACUACUACUACUACCACUAAUACUACUACUAUUCCUAUUACUACAAAUAAUUCUUGUCCAUCUUUAUCUACAUCAGAAGUAAAAUUUGAACAUGUGAAUGAAUUGAAUAGUUUUUUUAAUGAUGGUCUGUUAACAUAUUCAUCAAUUUCUACAUUAUUUGGAAUACCGGAUAAAACUGGAUUUCAAGAAAUUGAUCAAGUUCUUCGUAAAACUUGUUUAUGUGAUUUGGAUGGACCAAAUAAUGAUGGACCAGUUGAAUGGGCUCAUUGUGUAUAUGAUGCAAAUUAUCAUCCAACUUGUGCUUUUUCUAUAGAACUUCAAUGGCUUGUAGUUACAGGCGGACGAAUGGCUGAACUGGUAUCAUUAUGGUAUCAAAAAGCUGGUACAGCUAAUUUACACUUUUUCCCAGUUCCAUGUUAUCCUUUUGGUCAGUCAAAUGAUGAUUUAUCUGAUAAAGAUCCGCUACGUAAACCAAUAUUUUUACCUAUUAAUGUCAAUGUAUUAAUUGAAGUAGCUAAAAAAUUUUAUAAUCAAUCACACCAUGAGAAUAGUUCAUUGAUAUAUGAAAAUUCUCUUUUGAAUAUGACAGAUUUAUUGAAUUAUUUGUUUCCUGAUAUUCCACAUUCAGAACGUCUAACCUGCAUUCGAUUCUUUCAAGAUUCCAUACUUAGAAGAUUUGGCUUUAUUAAUGACAGCUGCGUUAAAGAUCGUUUAGACUAUGAAUUACAUGGUCGAUUGGCUUUCGGUUCGUCUUGUUUUUCACAAAAACAAUGGAUUUAUGUACAUUGCAGUGGAGGUAUAUUUACCAUGAUACCUUCAUAUGAAAGUGGAGAAGUUCAAGGAGAAGAUACUACAAGAAACUUCUCUGUCAUUACUGAGUCUUCAGGAAGUCGAAAAUCUGAAGAAACUGAUCAUAAUAGUGAUCAUUUAAAAGAUGAUUAUAAACGUACAAUAAAUAUGGAUACAUCAUGCAUAACAUCAGAUUGUACUGCUAAUUGUUUUACAAUACAAAAAUCAAUAGGUUAUUUUUGGGCAUGGAAUCAUAUGUUACCAAAACGUUGGCGUGGUCAUCUUACAGGUGAUGAAUUAUUUCAAGAUGGUAUGUUAGCUGAUUUUAGAAUAUUUCUUAAUGGAGAAGAUGAUCGUUUAUUUGAAUUAUUCAAUCGGUUUUUAGAAACUUUAUUCACCAGUAAUAAUAAUAAUAAUCAAUCUAUGUAAAUGAAAUCAGUGCAAUAUGUAAUUCGGAUUGAUAUGUAGAGAUUAUUUUUCUUAGGCAAUAAAGAGACAAUCAUAAUUUGAUCUCGAUAUGUUUUAUUAUAUUUUACAAAUAAAGAAUAUUUCAUAGAAAUAU